Molecule: messenger RNA, 1646 nt
Organism: Sinocyclocheilus anshuiensis
Lineage: Eukaryota; Metazoa; Chordata; Actinopteri; Cypriniformes; Cyprinidae
Product: polycomb complex protein BMI-1-A
Exons: 10
Coding region: 392-1363 (323 amino acids)
Biological process (GO): negative regulation of transcription by RNA polymerase II
Cellular component (GO): PRC1 complex
Molecular function (GO): promoter-specific chromatin binding
Source: RefSeq, a predicted model, not a curated record
UGCACGGGGCGGUCGAACUACAAGCCAUUUUGGGGACGGUGUCAGUUUCCACUGAACCAUCAGCGCAGCAUUUUUCGAAGAGAAGACUGAAGGCGCUAGCCUAGAGAAAACGCACAUCAGCCUGGCCGUUUUACUGGCGGGAGGUCUACAUUCAAGAGCGCUUACAAAUCUGCAACCGAGCACAUCACAACCGGACCUUUUCUAUUUUUUAUUAUUAUUGAAACGCGCCCUGCUCCGCUGUUCUCUUAUUGCAAUUGACAGCGUCUGCAGCCCUUUUCAAGAUGGCCGCUUGGCUCGUAUUCAUUUUCUACUGAUCGACUAACUUUCAUUGUCUGUAACCACCUCCAGGCUCGACUGUUCGCUCCAGCUCAGUAAGAGUCGUUUCCAUCCCAUGACGAUGCAUCGUACAACAAGGAUCAAGAUAACGGAGCUCAAUCCCCAUUUGAUGUGUGUCUUGUGUGGUGGAUAUUUCAUAGAUGCAACAACAAUCAUAGAAUGCUUGCACUCCUUUUGUAAAAUGUGCAUUGUCCGGUACCUGGAAACCAGUAAAUACUGUCCCAUAUGUGAUGUACAGGUCCACAAAACAAAGCCACUUCUCAAUAUUCGGUCUGACAAAACUCUACAGGACAUUGUAUACAAGUUGGUUCCUGGUCUUUUCAAAAAUGAAAUGAAACGUAGGAGAGAUUUUUAUGCUGAACACCCGUCUGUUGAUGCUGCAAAUGGAUCAAAUGAGGAUCGAGGAGAAGUUGCUGAUGAAGACAAGCGAAUCAUCACAGAUGAUGAAAUUAUUAGUCUGUCAAUUGAGUUUUUUGAUCAAAGGGCCCAACAGCAAGCCAGCAAAGAUGAGAAGCAAAAAGAACAGGUUAAUAAUAAAAGAUACUUACAGUGCCCUGCUGCCAUGACUGUGAUGCAUUUGAGGAAAUUUCUGAGAAGCAAAAUGGAUAUACCUCCUACUUUUCAGAUUGAAGUUAUGUAUGAGGAUGAGCCUUUGAAAGAUUACUACACAUUAAUGGACAUUGCCUACAUCUACACUUGGAGAAGAAAUGGACCACUGCCUCUGAAGUACCGUGUGCGGCCCAGCUGUAAAAAAAUGAAGAUUACCCAUCCACAAGAUGGCGUGAACAAUACAAGCCGCUCUGAAAGCGACUCAGCCAGCGAUAAGGCAAGCAGUCCCGCUGGAGUUCCAUCCACCUCCUCACCACUACCGAGUCCAAGCACACUGGUUCAGCCUUCACAACCUCAUUUCACCCAUAUUUCUAAUCCUAUUAACUGCACGACGAUGACAAGCCCAAAUCGACAGUUCAGUUUUGGCAACAAAGUGCGAAAGACAGCGCUGAACGGAUCUUCCACAUCGUCUGGAUGAUGAGGGACUACACGAUAAAGCCAACGCCAGAUAUAAUCCAGCUAUUUCCAUGCCAACGUAGUGUCAUGUAGAUCCAUUUCUUUUUGUCAUUAUUAUCAAUAUAUUCUACAUGUAACGUUAACGUAGUGAAAAUGACGCACUUCAUUCAACAAAUUGCUGGAAUUUCUAAGUUUGCGUGAGAACGUUAGAGGCCCAUUUGAUUGCAAAGUGUAGCGCAGAGCGAGGUUGUGGCAUUUUCAGAAUGCAGAAAUUACUGAAUUAUACCGACCUUUUAUAUAUAUAU